This is a messenger RNA of Morus notabilis, 1921 nucleotides long. Its product is annotated as CBL-interacting serine/threonine-protein kinase 25. Gene Ontology annotation, biological process: protein phosphorylation; signal transduction. The coding region runs from base 303 to 1646 and encodes 447 amino acids. Lineage: Eukaryota; Viridiplantae; Streptophyta; Magnoliopsida; Rosales; Moraceae. Gene Ontology annotation, molecular function: ATP binding; protein kinase activity. The transcript has a single exon. The record is from RefSeq and is a predicted model, not a curated record.
GCUCUCUCUCUCUUUCUCUGUGGAACUCUCUAAUUAAACAAAACAUUAUUCUGUGUGCUUUCCAAAUCCAUCAAGAUAAUAAUACCAGGUGCUCCAAUGGCCCCGAGCCACCCUCUCUAAAUCCUCGCCUUUAUCUCCUCCAAUCAACGCUUUCAUCUGAUCCAAAUUAAUCUCUUCUUAUUUCCCAACUCCCCCUUGUUUAUGGAUUCCAUUGAAAUCAGUUUCUCCGCCGUCUUAUCCUGGAUUCCCUUUAAUAUUAUGAGUAAUACAUCUAUGUUUGAAGUUUGAAUUGAGAGACGAAAAUGGAGGAGAGUCAGAGUUAUCAGGGUGCAGAGAGGCAUGUGGUGUUUGGGAAGUAUGAAACCGGGAAGUUACUGGGGAAAGGGACCUUCGCGAAGGUCUACUACGGGAAAGAAAUGGCGUCCGGAGAUAGCGUGGCGAUAAAGGUGAUAAACAAGGACCAGGUGAAGAAAGAAGGAAUGAUGGAUCAGAUCCAGAGAGAGAUUUCGGUGAUGAGAAUGGUUCGUCACCCGAAUGUGGUGGAGCUCAAGGAGGUUAUGGCGACGAAGACGAAGAUCUUCUUCGUGAUGGAGUACGUCCGCGGCGGAGAGCUCUUCGCCAAGGUCGCGAGUGGGAAACUGAAGGAAGAUCAGGCCCGGAGGUACUUUCAGCAGCUGAUCUCCGCCGUCGAUUUCUGUCACAGCAGAGGCGUCUCCCACCGAGAUUUGAAGCCGGAGAAUCUCCUUCUCGACGAGAACGAGGAUCUCAAGAUCUCCGACUUCGGCCUCUCCGCCCUCCCCGAGCAGCUCCGCCACGACGGACUCCUCCACACCCAGUGUGGGACCCCUGCUUACGUCGCACCGGAGGUCCUCCGCAAAAAGGGCUACGACGGCUCCAAGGCCGAUAUCUGGUCGUGCGGCGUGAUAUUGUUCGUGCUUCUCGCCGGAUUUCUCCCCUUUCGCGAGGAGAAUCUGAUGAAGAUGUAUCGCAAGAUCUUCAAGGCCGAGUUCGAGUGCCCAAAGUGGUUCACCGCCGAAUCGAAGCGGCUAAUCUGCAAAUUGCUCGUCCCCGAUCCCGACCGGAGGAUCACAAUCCAGGCGAUCAUGCGCGUACCCUGGUUCUGCAAGGGAUUCUCGAGGCCUCCAUCGUUUUCGAUCCCCGAGUUACCUCCGGCCUCCGAAGACGUCGCCGGCGAUAAAACGGCGUCGUCUCCAAAAUUCUUCAACGCGUUCGAGCUGAUCUCGUCGAUGUCAUCCGGGUUCGACCUGUCGAGCCUGUUCGAGAGCAAGAAGAAGGCAGCGUCGAUGUUCACGUCGAGGUGCACGGCGAGCGCGGUCAUGGCGAAGCUGGAGAGCAUGGCGAAGGGGCUGAGGUUUAGGGUGGUGAGGAUGAAGGAUUUUCAGGUGAGGCUGCAGGGGAGGUCGGAGGGGAGAAAGGGGAGGUUGUCGGUGACGGCGGAGGUUUUCGAGGUGGCACCGGAGAUCUCCGUCGUGAAGUUCUCGAAGUCGGCCGGCGACACCUUGGAGUACGCCAAGUUCUGCGACGAGGACGUGAGGCCGGCGUUGAAGGACAUCGUUUGGACGUGGCAAGGUGACCAUGUUGACUGCAAUAAGUCAAAAGUAGUACUGGGCGGCGAAGAAUGUUAAAAAACCGCAACGAACGUCGCCGUCUUUACGGGGAAAGGAACGAAAGGAUCGAAACUAAUCGUAGUUUGGGUUCUCAAUCGGUUUUUACUUUGAUGUAAUUUUUGUUUUGGUAUCGGGGGGUAAAUAUUUGGUUACGUGCGAUUUUGUAUAUAAUAUGAUAGUCUGGACUCUGGGAUUAGGAUGUUUUAAAAAUCGGAUGGAACAGUUUUGAGCUGUUUGGGAUGUUUUUACUAACGCAUGAGUUUAAAAGUUAAGACUGCUUUGUUGUAGGCUCA